UUUUGAAAUAGGAAGGAAAAGUGCAUCAGGAUCAAUACCUACAUAGAUUCGCAGUUUAUUGAUUUAUGUAAAGAUGUAAUUCAGAAUAAAUAUAUAAGCUUUUAGCUUUUAACAGAUAAUAUACCGUCAAUUUCAAUAAACAUGGUUUCUCGAAUGUUUACAAAACAAAGACUGGUAAUUUCGUUUAUUAUUUUAUUAGUGGUUGUUAGCGUUAUAUAUUUUUAUUUAAAUUAUAUUCAAGAAAAUUAUGAAAGAUCACAGGUGUCUAAUGAUCGAUGUUUCACAGAAUUGACUUCAGUAAAAUACCAACUUAAUGUGGUAACGGAAUACAAAAACAGAAUUGACAAACUGUUGACUGAAACGGAGAAGAAACAUAAGUUAGAUAAGGAACGUUUCAGAGAUAUAAUGGAGAGUUGUGUUGCUAUGAAACAGCAAUCUAUAAUAUGCCAGAGUCAAUUUGAAGAUCUACAAAUUGAAUGUAAAAAAGUCAAAGAGGGAUAUGAUAAAGUAAAACAAGAUAAUGUGGAUAAUAUAAAAAAAAAUGUAUAAUUAUGUUAUUAUUUAUUGUAAAUUGUAUUUAAAUUCAUAUAUUUAAUUAAUAUUAAGGGGCCAAUCAUAGAAACGAGUGCACAACUUUUCUAUAUUGACUCUUUAUUUUCCUUUACAUCAAUAAUUUGUUUCGUAAGUGAUAACCAAUACGCACACAAAAACUUUAAUUAUAUAAGUAAAAUUAAAAUACAUAUUAUAUAAUAUUUUAAUAAUAACAGUCUAAUUUUAAAAUAUGUGAUGCUUUACAGUUUAUGAAUCACAGCUGGAGCUGUACUGUAAAUAAAUAAAGUAUACUUAACUGAAUUUAUUUCACAAGUAAUUUAAGACAUCUUGAAAAUAAUAUUGCAUUUACUUAUUCAAUCUAUAAAGUGGUCACUAUUAAAUAUAUAAUAUAACUACAAGAAUUUGGUGUUAAAAGGCUCUUUUAAGCUUUUCUUAAUCUCUGGUUAGAUAAAGUAGUAUGGUACUUAAAAUAAAAUAUAAUAUACUACUUGAUCAGUGGCAGAUUUACUGGUAUGAUGUUGCAGGAUUGUAGCUAGGGUGACUUGAUUAACAUUUUUUUAUAAAUUAAAAGUGAAAAUCUCCAAAAUCCAUAAAAUUAUUUAAAACGGAUUUUUUGUAUUGCGAAAAUAAAUCUUCAAGACAU
Molecule: messenger RNA, 1195 nt
Organism: Vanessa atalanta (red admiral)
Lineage: Eukaryota; Metazoa; Arthropoda; Insecta; Lepidoptera; Nymphalidae
Exons: 3
Coding region: 142-549 (135 amino acids)
Source: RefSeq, a predicted model, not a curated record